Messenger RNA from Pogonomyrmex barbatus (red harvester ant), 2719 nucleotides. RefSeq names its product Sarcolemma associated protein (gene Slmap). Gene Ontology annotation, molecular function: protein binding. Lineage: Eukaryota; Metazoa; Arthropoda; Insecta; Hymenoptera; Formicidae. The record is from RefSeq and is a predicted model, not a curated record.
UCGGAUUUUAUCAUCUACCUCGGCUAUGGUUGUAGCUAGCAGCGGUGGCUGGAUACAAAAUGCCAGUUCGCCCGCUGGGCAGAACAACUCCAACCUGAGCCAGAAUAACACGCAGAAUAACAACAAUAAUAAUAACAACAACAACAACAACAACAAGAUGACCGCAAAAGGCAUUCUGAUCUGCCGAGACAAUUCUCAUCCCUUCCAGGAACGUACGCUGACGUUGGAGCAGCCAGUCAAGAUCGGCCGGUCGGUAGCCAGGGCGAGGGCCGCGACGAAUAACGCGAUCUUCGAUUGCAAAGUACUGUCUAGGAAUCACGCGCUGCUAUGGUACUCCUCCGGGAAGUUUUAUCUACAGGACACGUGCAGUAGCAACGGCACAUUCGUAAAUAAUCAGAGACUCAGUGCCUCCGGAUUGGAGUCAACGCCCAAGGAGGUGUGCUCCGGGGACAUAGUGCAAUUUGGUGUGGACGUUGUGGAGAAUACGAAGAAGGUUACUCACGGGUGUAUAGUCGCGACCCUAAAGCUGUAUCUACCGGACGGGAAGGAGGCCAAGGCUAGCCUGAGCACCUCCGUCACUUCACCCGCUGGGAAUGUGUCUCUCGAAGAUCUUUAUAAACUUAAUCAAAUAAUGCAAGAGGCAUCGAGGCGAGAGAAAGCUCUGUAUUCUAAAUUAGGCUAUCUGCAACAACUGGUCGAGAACACUCGGAAGGCCGCGAAUCAAUCGUGGAAGGCGUUGAUCACGGAAGAUCGUCUGCUGUCGUGGGUGAUGACCGUCGAGAAUCAGUUGACGGUGUACUCUAAAAACUAUACCGAGGACAAGAUUAGAAAUGAGCUUGCGAAGCUUCAAGAUGAGAAGGCGCAGUAUCAGAACGCCGCCAAGGAGGCGUUGCAGAAGGUCUUGCAGGAGAAAUUGGAGGUCACUCAGAGACUAGUGCAGUUGGAGGGACGUUUAAACGAGACGGAGGAGGAAUGCCAGAGUUUGCACAACGUGGCCAAGUAUACCCAGACAGAGCUUCAAGAACUCAGCGCGAAAUAUGCGGAGACGCAGAAGAAGCUUCAGGAGACCACCAACAAGUUGAUGGAGAGCGACGUGAAAGUGAAGGACGUAUUCCUCGCCGCGGAGCAAGAGAAGCGGGAUCUCGCGAAGCGGCUCGAGGAUCAGAUGAAAAUCGAAACGAAUCUGCGGGCGAAGUUGUACAUCUCCCGAUUAAAUUCCGUCAAUAUUUAUAAGCAGAUCACCACUCUGAAAAAUUACGCCCAGACCCUGCGAGACAUGAACCUGAAGCUGGAGGCCGUGGAGAACUUUGAUUCGAAGGGCGAGGAGAAUCCUAUCGAAGCUAUAAAUACCAUCCUCAACAAGGUAAAUUCGAUCCAUAUCGAUAACACGGAGAUGGACAGCGAGAUCCCGCUCAAUUUUUACUUCGCCAAGAGCGAACAAGAUAACCAGUUCAAUUCGUCGGAUGUAGAUCCAAAACAGCUCAAGUCCGAUUCGCCCUUUGCCAAAGAUCAGUCGAGCGAUCUGCGAACGACAGCCGACGAUAGUCUCACGGAAUAUAUCCUGUCACCUCCGUCGUUGCCAUCGUCCAAGCGGACUUUGGUCAACGGCAACUUAACCAAUCUGGAUAAUAACGAUACUAACGGAGACUCCGACACGAAUUCGGAAGCGACCGACGACACGUGCAGUAUUACGAACGAUGACACGAGCGAGAAGAGCGUUAUAGAGAAUAAAAAGGAGGAGCUGGACGUGGAGCAAGUGUCGAAGCAGACAUUUGCACCCUGUAAGAUGGAGGUACGAUUUAUAAAUGCCGUACCUAUACGAUUGGAGGAACGAUACGAGUCGACAGAACAGAUUGCCAAAGAUGAUAAAAUUGCGGAGGUUUCGACAGAGGAAAGUGUUGUUGGCACCGAGGACACGAUGGACAGUUCCAUCGUCAACCCCACGAUAAACAGGCGCGACAACAAAGAACAGCAGCAGCAGCAGCAGCAGCAACAGGAUGAAGACAUCGCGCCGGAGUGCGAGGAACGCGCGGAAGGAGACUACGUUAAAACUCUAAAACCCGUCACGAAGAACGACGCGAUGCUACAGCAGGCUCUCCACUCCCGGGACUACGUACUGCAGACGCUGAUCGGCUCGCUGGACUCGUUGAGAGGCGAAGACAGUCUGGAAGCGCAACAGAUAGUGCAGAGGGAACUGGAGGAACUGAAGGAUUGGCUAAUUCGCGAACCGAACGAGAUCAUCAUCGACAGGCUGAAGGAGCUAUAUUAUCGCGCGAAGAACGACGCGCAGCGGAUGCAGGAGGUCAACGAGGAGCUGGUCAUGGUGAAGGAAAAGUACAACGCGUCCAUCGAGGAGAAAGCGGAGUUGUCGAAGAAAUACAUGUCCCUCAAGUCGCAGUGCGGGGAUAUACUGAGUGCGACUUACGCCGUACCGAUCCAAUAUGUGGCACCUAUCGUGCUCUGGCUGGUGUGGGUGCUGUUGGAGAAAAUAUUCUAAUCGCGUCUCUCCCCUCUAUCUCUGUCAUCUAAUGUUCUUUCUUGUACAUAUAUAACACACAUGAUGAAUGUUUUUAUUUUUUCUAAUUGUUUUCUUUCUUUUACAAUAUCGACCAGGAUUUUGUUAAGUUUAUUCGUUUUGCCAUUUGAAGGCGAUCACAUCGAGCACAAUUUAAUGUUUUUUUAUACAAACGUUAAGAAUUGCGUGCGUGCGUGUGUGUAU